This is a messenger RNA of Prunus armeniaca (apricot), 774 nucleotides long. The record is from the annotation of a GenBank genome assembly. Lineage: Eukaryota; Viridiplantae; Streptophyta; Magnoliopsida; Rosales; Rosaceae.
AUGACUUUUUACACCUCUAAUAAAUAUGGGGAGUUGACACUGGGUUUUUCCAGCUCCAACAACAUUGUGGUGAAUGGAUUAGCAUCCCUAAACAGCCAAAUGUUCCACAUAGUGAUCAACGGGUGUCAAAAUGUGAAAAUGCAAGGUGUGAAGGUUUCCGCCUCCGGUAACAGCCCCAACACCGAUGGCAUCCACGUUCAAAUGUCUUCUGGAGUCACCAUUCUCAACUCCAAAAUUGCAACUGGUGAUGAUUGUGUCUCAGUUGGCCCUGGCACCACCAAUUUGUGGAUUGAAAACGUUGCAUGUGGACCCGGCCAUGGAAUCAGUAUUGGGAGCUUAGGAAAGGAGCCACAAGAGGAGGGUGUCCAAAAUGUGACAGUUAAAACGGUUACCUUUACUGGUACUCAGAAUGGUGUAAGAAUUAAGUCUUGGGGGAGACCUAGCACUGGAUUUGCGAGGAACAUUCUUUUCCAACAUGUUGUAAAUGUCAAUGUUCAAAAUCCCAUCGUCAUUGAUCAAAAUUAUUGCCCUGGAAACAAAGAUUGUCCUGGUCAGGUUUCUGGAGUUAAAAUCAGCGACGUGAUAUACCAAGACAUUCAUGGUACAUCGGCAACACAAGUGGCUGUGAAAUUCGAUUGUAGUUCCAAAUACCCUUGUAGUGGAAUCAGAUUGGAGGAUGUGAAGCUCACUUACAAGGACCAAGCAGCUGAAGCAUCAUGCAAGUAUGCAGGCGGAACAGCGGCCGGUACGGUUCAACCUUCAAGUUGCUUGUAG